AUGGGGGACUCUGAUCAUGUUGUGUCAAGGUUCAGGGAGGACCCGACUUCUCACUCCCUGGAGACAUCUAACUUAGAUGGAGAAGCCAACCUCCAACUGGCCACUUCUGAAGGGCAGGAAAGUAAGGAAGGAACUAGGGAUGAAGAACUGACAAGGAAUGUGUGCAGGAGCACUUCAGGGAUUGAUGAGUGGGAUGGGUUAAAAAAAGAGGCAGGGGGAGAAACGAGCAUUUGCCAUGUAGCCUGCCAUAAAAAGGUUAUUGUUUUCCUGCCUUGGUGCCUAGCCUUCCCAGUGCCCCCUGUUUCAGACCUUAAAGGACUGGACUUUAUUAAGAUGGGUGGCUAUUUCCAUCAGAUUUUCCAGACCAAGAAAGAGUCACCACUUUUCACCCAGAUGGAAAAGAUACAGUGCCUGCCACCAUUUCAUCUGAAUGAGACAGACCUACAGAAUGAGCAGAUGUUGACUGUGCCACACAAGUGCCACUGUGGAGUAACUGAUAGGGUUAAUGACUCUGCUUUCUCAGAAAGUUCUAAAGGGAAGACGCACACUCUGACCUACAUAUGUUUGUUGUUAAGGCCGGUAGUGAUAGGUGCCUCCAGGAGGAUUAUCAAUUAUCCAAGAGAUAUAAGCCAAUCCACUGUGGAAGAUAUUAAGCAAGAUGUAUUUUCCAUCUGGAGCAAUGCAACCCCCGUGGUUUUCCAAGUGAAAAAUCAAGAUGCAGACAUCAAGGUUUCUUUCUGGGACUUAGCCCAUGGAGAUUGUUGGCCCUUUGAUGGACCAGAUGGUGUCUUAGGUCAUGCUUUUUUACCAAAUUCUGGAGCUCCAGGAGUUAUCCACUUUGACAGAGAAGAACAUUGGUCAAUUUCAGACAGAAGAUUUAGUUUUUUCCUUGUUGCUAUUCAUGAGCUUGGCCAUUCUCAGGGCCUGCUGCACUUCAAGAGUCUGAACUCCAUAAUGUACCCCAGAUAUGUGAAUUGGGACCCUACAACCUUCCAUCUUGAUGGUGAUGAUAUCAAAAUAAUCCAGCAACCCUAUGGUCUGUCCCUGCUGGAAGAGAGGAUAUCUGGACAGGAAAUUCCACUUGGAGUUUACUGUUUUCUUCUGUCCUUAUAA
Neogale vison (American mink) is the source of this 1113-nucleotide messenger RNA. RefSeq names its product matrix metallopeptidase 26 (gene MMP26). Gene Ontology annotation, biological process: extracellular matrix organization; collagen catabolic process; proteolysis. Gene Ontology annotation, cellular component: extracellular matrix. The record is from RefSeq and is a predicted model, not a curated record. Lineage: Eukaryota; Metazoa; Chordata; Mammalia; Carnivora; Mustelidae. The transcript has 6 exons. Gene Ontology annotation, molecular function: metalloendopeptidase activity; zinc ion binding. The coding region runs from base 1 to 1113 and encodes 370 amino acids.